AUGGAGGCGGAUAAGAGACAUGAUGACAACACGUUUAGCUUACAUAAUAUUUUAUUCGUCGUCCAAGUCUCAGCUGCACUAGCAGUCGCCGGUUACUGUGGCUACCCGACGAUGGUUAGUUUAAUUGAAGGAUUCAUCAUUUGGUUCGAUUGGUUCCGUUUCGUUCUUAGAAACAUUUUCUUCAUUUUCAUCAUCCUUAACGUUCUCAUCGGUUCCAUAUACUUCACUUUCCACAAAGCCACCGAAAAAAAGAAACCUAGUCUCAGUGAUGAAUAUAUCACCCCCGAACCCACUGUUAUCUCUUCUUUCUCGGAGCCGAUGGAGGUUAGAGAUUAUUAUGGUGGUGGAGGAUAUCAUAGUAACUCGAGUUACGUGGAGAGUGUGCAACCGUUUCAAACGGUUAAUACGGUUGAGGAGAGUAGCUGUUAUGAAAGGGUGGUGAUGGAGACGAACUCUAAGGGUUGCAAGAGGACGAUGAGGUCGGAGAAGAAGAUGAGGAAGAUGAAGUCGUCGACGACGACGGUGGAGUAUCAUCAUCAAAGGAAGGAGUCGGAGAGAGUGAUGAAAACGGCGUCGUGCAGGUGGCAGGCGAUGAUGGAUGAGAUGAGCAGCGAGGAGUUUCGUAUGACGCUUGAUACUUUUAUCAUGGAAAGAAAGAAAAUGUAUGGCUGGCAAAACGGCGUCGUGGACCAAUGUCAAAACGGUUUUCCUCAGUUGCGAAAGGACGGCGUUUACCAGUGGCAAAACGGUUUCCCUCAGUUGCAAAACGGCGGCGUACACCAGUGGCAAAACGGUUUCCCUCAGUUGCAAAACGGCGGCGUUUACCAGUGGCAAAAUGGAGGUUUUCCUCAGUUGCAAAAUGGAGGUUUUAACCAGUGGCAAGGGCAGCCUGAUUACGAUGGGACUGGUGGUCGUAGGCUCGUGGGUGGUUCUGGCUGUACUAGUCAUGAUCCGUACUUAGCUAUUUCGAAUUAG
Messenger RNA from Eruca vesicaria subsp. sativa (arugula), 975 nucleotides. Lineage: Eukaryota; Viridiplantae; Streptophyta; Magnoliopsida; Brassicales; Brassicaceae. The record is from the annotation of a GenBank genome assembly.